GAAGCUGGGGAGCGCUGACAGCAGCCGGGCGGCCUUGUGCGCGGACUCUUGGGCAGCGCGAUGAUCCCCACGGAGGAGGCGUCCGCCCGGAGGAGGGAAAUAGAAGAGAAGCUCAAGCAGGAAGAAGAAACGCUGUCUUUCAUCAGAGACAGUCUAGAGAAAAGUGACCAGCUGACAAAAAACAUGGUUUCCAUUCUGUCAUCCUUUGAAAGCCGCUUGAUGAAGCUGGAGAACUCCAUUAUUCCUGUGCAUAAGCAGACUGAGAACCUUCAACGCCUGCAGGAGAACGUUGAGAAGACACUAUUCUGUUUGGAUCACGUAAUUAGUUACUACCAUGUCGCAAAGGACACAGAGAAGAUAAUAAGGGAAGGCCCUACAGGGAGAUUAGAAGAGUACUUGGGCUGCAUGGCUAAAAUCCAGAAAGCUGUGGAAUAUUUCCAAGACAACAAUCCCGACAGCCCAGAACUCAACACAGUGAAAUUGCUGUUUGAGAAGGGCAAAGAAUCUCUAGAAUCUGAAUUUCGCAGUCUUAUGACCCGAUACUCCAAACCAGUUCCUCCAAUCCUCAUCCUGGAUCUCAUCAGUUUAGAUGAAGAAAUGGAAACCCAAGAAGAUGUGACCCUAGAACAUCUUCCUGAGAGCAUCCUGCAGGACAUCAUCCGGAUUUCUGGUUGGCUAGUGGAUUAUGGAAGGAACCAAGCAGUUCAGCCACAGAAGGAGCCGCAACAGGUGAUGGUGGUAUCUUCAAGUCCAGUCUGGAGUUUUAACUGUCUGUGUGAGGAGAAGCAGCUGCCUGCAGGAGCCCAGAGAGGAAGCCUAAAGAGAGAGCACAGAGCCGUGUCCUACACCAGCAUAGCCUCUAGGGAGAGCACUGUAGAGCAGUCACUCAAAGAAUUAGGACACAAUAGUAACUUUAUGAAUGUUUACUACCAGAUCCGUUCCAGUCAGUUGGAUCGUUCUAUCAAAGGACUAAAGGAACACUUCCGGAAGAACAGCUCUUCCUCAGGGGUCCCAUAUUCCCCUGCCAUUCAGAACAAGAGGAAAGAUACACCGACUAAGAAACCCAUCAAGCGACCAGUCCUCAUCCCAGGCACGAUCCGUAAGGCUCAGAAUCUUCUGAAACAGUAUUCUCAGCAAUGUCUAGAUGGGAAAAAGGGGGCCUCUAACCUCAUUCCUAUGGAAGGUCAUGAGCAUGAUUUACGCGUUAAACACCUUUCCGAUACCCUGACUGACAAGCAUGGGCUGGCUGUGGGGAGAGAUGACAUGUUGGACGUGGAAAUCGAUGCGUACAUCCACUGUGUGAGUGCCUUCAUCAAACUGGCCCAAAGCGAGUACCAGCUGCUGACAGAAAUAAUCCCAGAACACCACCAGAAGAAGACAUUUGACUCUCUCAUUCAGGAAUCAUUAGACAACCUGAUGAUAGAGGGAGACAACAUUGUCUCUGCAGCCCGGAAGGCCAUCAUACGCCAUGAUUAUUCAGCUGUGUUGACUAUUUUCCCUAUCCUGAGGCACUUGAAGCAUACUAAACCAGAAUUUGAUCAAGUUUUACAGGGCACUGCAGCCAGCACUAAGAACAAGCUUCCAAGCCUCAUUACCUCAAUGGAGACUACAGGAGCCAAGGCUCUGGAAGAUUUUGCAGACAACAUCAAGAACAACCCAGACAAGGAGUACAACAUGCCAAAGGAUGGGACAGUUCAUGAACUCACCAGCAACGCUAUUCUUUUCCUGCAACAGUUGCUGGAGUUUCAGGAAACUGCAGGUGCCAUGUUGGCCUCCCAAGUUCUUGGGGACACAUACAAUAUUCCUUUAGACCCCAGAGAGACAAGCUCUUCAGCCAGUAGCUACAGUUCUGAAUUCAGCAGACGACUGCUCAGUACCUACAUCUGCAAAGUUCUGGGCAACUUGCAACUAAAUCUUCUCAGUAAAUCCAAGGUUUACGAGGACCCGGCUUUAAGUGCCAUCUUUCUGCACAACAACUACAAUUACAUUCUCAAGUCCCUUGAAAAGUCUGAACUAAUCCAGUUGGUGGCUGUGACUCAGAAAACAGCUGAAAGAUCUUACAGGGAACACAUCGAGCAACAGAUCCUGACAUAUCAGCGCAGCUGGUUGAAAGUAACAGAUUACAUCUCAGAGAGAAACCUGCCUGUCUUCCAACCUGGAGUCAAGCUUAAAGACAAGGAGAGGCAGGUGAUCAAGGAAUGCUUUAAGGGUUUCAAUGACGGCCUGGAGGAAUUGUGUAAAAUCCAGAAGGCGUGGGCCAUUCCGGACACAGAGCAGAGGGACAAAAUCCGGCAGGCACAGAAAACCAUUGUACAAGAGAUCUAUGCUGCCUUCCUCAGCAGGUAUGGAAACGUGCCUUUCACCAAGAACCCCGAGAAAUACAUCAAAUACCGAGUUGAGCAAGUGGGCGAGAUGAUCGAGAAACUGUUUGACACGUCGGCGUGAUCUUCCUGCUUAGCUGUCAGUUUGCUCCUAAUUCCCUUUCCCAGCUCACUGCGGCGUGGGUCACACUUGUAUUUAUCAAAUUUAUAAAAUGCUAACGAUA
This is a messenger RNA of Heteronotia binoei (common prickly gecko), 2545 nucleotides long. RefSeq names its product exocyst complex component 7 (gene EXOC7). Gene Ontology annotation, molecular function: phosphatidylinositol-4,5-bisphosphate binding. Gene Ontology annotation, biological process: exocytosis. Gene Ontology annotation, cellular component: exocyst. Lineage: Eukaryota; Metazoa; Chordata; Lepidosauria; Squamata; Gekkonidae. The coding region runs from base 61 to 2445 and encodes 794 amino acids. The transcript has 24 exons. The record is from RefSeq and is a predicted model, not a curated record.